AGAAAGUCCCACCUCUAGCUCCCCCAACCAGCUGAUCGCAGUCCAAACAAAAUAUUAACGUUUCGUUAUAAAAGUUGUUAACCUUUACUUAAUGGACUGCUGCGGCAACGAGGUGCGCAGCGAGAGCAUCUACAACAUGCUGCAGGCCCUGGUGGACUCGAAGGUGGUCAACGUGCAGCUGCUGUCGAUUGCCGUGGGCAUUUUCUUCGUGGUCCUGCUGCUGAAAAACAACUUCCGCAGCUUCUCUGGCACGUAAACGGCGCCUGUUUAGUGUUUAAUUUACCCAAUAAUGUAAUGUACGCUAAGGACUAAUAAUAACAACCCACACAUCCA
Molecule: messenger RNA, 333 nt
Organism: Drosophila biarmipes
Lineage: Eukaryota; Metazoa; Arthropoda; Insecta; Diptera; Drosophilidae
Exons: 1
Coding region: 92-256 (54 amino acids)
Source: RefSeq, a predicted model, not a curated record